AUGGCAAAUUCUGAAAGAACUGCAGAGAUGCCAGAAAAUUGCCAGAGAAAUAGAAAACUACGAGAACAACUGCCCAAAGUAAGAAACCCAGUUGUUGGACCUUUUGAAAUAUUUCGCUUUGCUGAUGGACUGGACCUCACACUCAUGGUCCUGGGAUUACUGGCAUCAUUGGUAAAUGGAGCCUGUCUUCCUGUAAUGUCAAUGAUUUUAGGAGAAAUGAGUGAUAACCUGCUUAGUGGGUGUCUAGUCAAAAGCAACACAACAAUUUAUCGAAACUGUACUCAGUCUCAAGAGAAGCUGAAUGAAGAUAUGAUUGUGUUGACCCUGUAUUAUGUUGGAAUAGGAGUUACUGCCUUGGUUUUUGGCUACGUGCAGAUUUCCUUUUGGAUUAUGACUGCAGCACGACAGACCAAGAGAAUUCGAAAACAGUUUUUUCAUUCCAUUUUGGCACAGGACAUCAGCUGGUUUGAUGGCUGUGACAUGGGUGAACUUAACACUCGAAUGACUGAUGACAUCAACAAAAUCAAUGAUGGUAUUGGAGACAACAUUGCUCUGUUUUUUCAAAACAUGUCUACAUUUUCUAUUGGCCUGGCAAUUGGUUUGGUGAAGGGCUGGAAACUCACCCUGGUGACUCUGUCUACAUCUCCUCUUAUAAUUGCUUCAGCGGCCAUGUUUUCUAGGAUAGUCAUCUCGUUGACCAGUAGGGAAUUAAAUGCCUACUCCAAAGCUGGAGCUGUGGCAGAAGAAGUUUUGUCAUCAAUCCGGACAGUCAUAGCCUUUGGGGCCCAAGAGAAAGAAAUUCAAAGGUAUACACACAAUCUAAAAGAUGCGAAGGAUGUUGGCAUUAAAAAAGCUAUAGCUUCGAAACUCUCUCUUGGUGCUGUGUACUUCUUUAUGAAUGGAACGUAUGGGCUCACUUUCUGGUAUGGAACCUCCUUGAUUCUGAAUGGAGAACCUGGUUAUACCAUUGGAACUGUCCUUGCUGUUUUCUUUAGUGUAAUCCAUAGUAGUUAUUGUAUUGGAACAGCAGCCCCUAACUUUGAAACCUUCACUAUAGCCCGAGGAGCUGCCUUUAAUAUUUUUCAGAUUAUUGAUCAGAAACCUUCUAUAGGUAACUUUUCAACAACAGGUUAUAAACCAGAAUGCAUAGAGGGCACUAUAGAAUUUAAAAAUGUUUCUUUCAGUUAUCCAUCAAGACCUUCUGUCAAGAUUCUGAAAGGUCUGAAUCUCAAAAUUAAGUCUGGAGAGACAGUAGCCUUGGUUGGCCCCAAUGGCAGUGGAAAGAGUACAGCAGUCCAGCUUCUGCAGAGGCUGUAUGAUCCCGAAGACGGCUUUAUCACUGUGGAUGGAAGCGAUAUCAGAACUUUAAAUGUGCGACAUUAUCGAGAGAGUAUUGGAGUGGUCAGCCAAGAGCCUGUUUUGUUUGGGACUACCAUUAAUAACAAUAUUAAAUAUGGAAGAGACGGUGUGACCGAUGAAGAGGUUGAGAAAGCAGCAAAGGAAGCAAAUGCUUACGAUUUUAUAAUGGAAUUUCCCAAUAAAUUUAAUACCUUAGUAGGUGAAAAAGGAGCUCAAAUGAGUGGAGGACAGAAGCAGAGAAUUGCAAUUGCUCGAGCUUUAGUUCGAAACCCAAAGAUACUGAUCUUAGAUGAGGCUACAUCUGCCCUAGAUACAGAAAGUGAAUCAGUUGUUCAAGCUGCACUGGAAAAGGCCAGCAAAGGUCGGACUACAAUUGUGGUAGCACACCGACUUUCCACUAUUAGAAGUGCCGACGUGAUUGUGGCCAUGAAAGAUGGGAUGGUGGUGGAAAAAGGAACUCAUGCUGAACUGAUGGCACAACAAGGUCUCUAUUAUUCACUUGCAAUGUCACAGGAUAUUAAAAAAGCUGAUGAACAGAUGGAAUCCAUGGCAUAUUCUGAAAAAAAUACCAGCUCUGUUCCUCUGUGCUCCAUGAAUAGCAUCAAGUCAGACUUUACUGACAAGUCUGAGGAAUCUACUCAACAUAAAGAGGCAAGUCUUCCUGAAGUUUCACUAUUAAAAAUUUUUAAAUUAAACAAGUCUGAAUGGCUUUCUGUGGUUCUGGGGACAUUGGCUUCUGUUCUAAAUGGAACUGUUCAUCCCAUAUUUUCUGUCAUCUUUGCAAAAAUCAUAACUAUGUUUGAAAAUGAUGAUAAAACCACAUUAAAGCAUGAUGCAGAAAUGUAUUCCAUGGUAUUUGUCAUUUUGGGUGUUAUUUGCUUUGUCAGUUAUUUUAUCCAGGGAUUAUUUUAUGGCAGAGCAGGAGAAAUUUUAACCAUGAGAUUAAGACACUUGGCAUUUAAAGCCAUGUUAUAUCAGGAUAUUUCCUGGUUUGAUGAUAAGGAAAACAAUACAGGAGCCUUGACGACAAUAUUAGCCAUAGAUAUAGCACAAAUUCAAGGAGCAACAGGUUCAAGGAUUGGUGUCUUAACACAAAAUGCAACUAACAUGGGGCUGUCAGUUAUCAUUUCCUUCAUAUAUGGCUGGGAGAUGACGCUCUUGAUUCUGAGUAUUGCUCCAGUACUUGCUCUGACAGGAAUGAUCGAAACCUCAGCAAUGACUGGAUUUGCCAACAAGGAUAAACAAGAACUUAAGCGUGCUGGAAAGAUAGCAACUGAAGCUGUGGAAAAUAUCCGUACUAUAGUGUCCUUGACGAGAGAAAAAGCUUUUGAGCAAACGUAUGAGGAGACGCUUCAGACUCAGCACAGAAAUACCUUAAAGAAAGCACAGAUCAUUGGAAGCUGUUACGCAUUCAGCCAUGCCUUUGUAUAUUUUGCCUAUGCAGUGGGGUUUCGAUUUGGAGUCUAUUUAAUUCAAGCUGGACGAAUGACCCCAGAGGGCAUGUUCAUAGUUUUCACUGCAGUGGCAUAUGGAGCUAUGGCCAUUGGAGAAACACUUGCUUUGGCACCUGAAUAUUCGAGAGCCAAAUCUGGGGCUGCACAUCUAUUUGCUCUGUUGGAAAAGAAACCAACUAUAGACAGCUAUAGUCAAGAAGGGAAAAAGCCAGACACCUGUGAAGGGAAUAUAGAGUUUCGAGAAGUCUCUUUCUUCUAUCCGUGUCGUCCAGACGUCCUCAUCCUUCGUGGCUUAUCCCUCAGUAUUGAGAAAGGGAAGACAGUAGCAUUUGUUGGGAGCAGUGGCUGUGGGAAAAGCACUUCUAUCCAACUCCUUCAGAGAUUUUAUGACCCCAUGAAAGGACAAAUACUGUUUGAUGGUGUGGAUGCAAAGGAGCUGAACGUCCAAUGGCUCCGCUCCCAAAUAGCAAUUGUUUCCCAAGAGCCUGUGCUCUUCAACUGCAGCAUUGCUGAGAACAUCGCCUAUGGUGAUAAUAGCCGUGUGGUGCCAUUAGAUGAGAUAAAGGAAGUAGCAAAUGCAGCAAAUAUCCAUUCUUUUAUUGAGGGUCUCCCUGAGAAAUACAACACACAAGUUGGACUGAAAGGAGCACAGCUUUCUGGAGGCCAAAAACAAAGACUAGCUAUUGCAAGGGCUCUUCUCCGAAAACCAAAAAUUUUAUUGUUGGAUGAAGCCACUUCAGCCCUUGACAAUGAGAAUGAAAAGGUGGUUCAGCAUGCCCUUGAUGAGAUCAGUAAGGGGAGGACGUGCCUAGUGGUGGCUCACAGACUCUCCACCAUACAGAACGCAGACUUGAUAGUGGUUCUGCACAACGGAACAAUAAAGGAAUGGGGCACUCACCAAGAGCUCCUGAGAAACCAAGACAUAUAUUUUAAAUUAGUGAAUGCACAGUCAGUGCAGUGAUGCUGUUCAAGUUAGCACACACUUUGAUCUUUGUGUAAUGAAAAGAAAGGUUACUUAGUAAUUGUUUGGCAUGCUUUGAUCUCUUUUACUGAGAUAUCAAUAUCUAGAAUCAUGCUCUGCAAGCACAGCCAUGUUCUGUUUACACGCUCUCUUCCCUUCAGAUUUUUUUAAAAGAAACAAAAAUUUCCUAAACUCAUUUGAGUAAAAUAAUGCCUGUAUCCCUCACUUUAUAAAAGUGUUCUAGCAUACUUGUUUAUAAAGCAAUUUUCUGCAAAGUGAAUCUAUUUUCCCAUCAACUUCUGCUAUAAAACCAGGACUAUGUUCCAGGAGGGAAAAUUCAUCAAGGUAACUAAGUUGGUAGAUUUUCGCAAAGAGAGAGUAAGAUGUAGCUGGGCCUGUGGCAUCACAGGACGAAUGAUUUUAAUUUGGAACUUCCAGGACAUUGUAACUCCUAUUAGAGUACUUUGAGACAGUCCUUUUCUCUAGACCUUAGGAAUUUUUCUCAUAUCUCCCUCAGUGCUUCUGUUAAUGAAUACCCACUGUUUCCAAAAAUUAUCACUUUGUUAGGGGGACAGGAGGAUGACAGUGUAAAAUUUCUGAUGAAUUAGGUGGUUAUCUUUCACUUUACCCGUAAGUGAAAUGUUUCAUGUGAUCCAUCUUGAAAAUUCCAUCGUUCUGCGUUUUGGGUUUGGCAGAAUAAAUCACAGGCCUACCAGUAUAUGAACACUUAAAUUUACUUAAAAUAAGAGCUGCUGUUGUUAUGGGUGAAAAUUUUUAAAUACCUUUAUUAUUAAUCAAGUGAUUUGUUUAAAUUUGAUACAUACCUUAUUUUAUAUAUGUAUGAUUUUAAAGUUUUGUGUAAAUAACAAUAUUGGUAAUCUGAGUCAUGUUUUCCACUUACCUAAAUAUGUAAUUGCAUCUAGUGAUUUUAUCUCCAUUCUAAUUGUAUUUUCUUUCAUUUACAGUGACACAGCCAGCCUAUCUAAAGCACACUCUUCCAGUAAUAUAGAAUCUUGCUAACAGAUGUACAAAAUAAAUCGAAAUAAAGCCCAGAUGCUCACAGACAGACAGUUCCAGGCCUUGGCGACUCGAAGCUGGCGUGCAGAGCGUAGUUCCAGAGCUCGGGGUUGCUGCUUUUGCUGCCCAGCUGGCACACUGCCUCCCUAACCCUAGCUGCAGAGCAAGCCCCGAACGCUAUUUUCACUUUAACCCUUUUACCGAAAAAUUGAGCAUCCACUCAGGCUCCUUUUGGAUAGAGAAAACAGGUACUAACGUGGGUCUUUCCUAAAAGGAAGGUGGCAUAAGGCAAAGUUUGGGAAAGCAGGGAUACCUGUAUCACCUUCGUCUUGUCCUGGGUUAUGAUCAGUUGCUGUUGACCCACUGGCUAGGACACUUCUAUUCUUGGCUUGCUUAACUUGUUCUUUCCAUUCACAUGGCAAAUGCAAUUUUAAUCACCUUCAUUUUCUUUUCAUUUUAGUCAUACCAUAGUUCAAGUUUGUUUUAUUUAAUUUUGAAAUAAUUUUGUAUUUGAGUGUACAUUGCUGAAUGUCGUACACUGGCUAAUUUCCCUCAAGACAUUUAUUUAUAUUAUGACACAUCCCUUAGUCUCAAGCACUUCCUAGUCUCAGGAAAACACUGAUUUCUGGCAGUCAUGAUUCACAUGCUAAUACUUAUCCAGAGUGACCUCAAUUCAAACUUGUUCAGGCAUGCUUGCCCUCUGCUUCUCCUUUGCCUUUGGGUUUGGAUAUACAGUAGUAACAAGAGACAAUAAUGAUGCACCAGUUUAAAAAGAGAGGAGGCGGGGACCUGUAAAUACCUGGCCUAGAAAGUUCUAAACACAACAGAAAUGGCUAACCAGAGAGGCCAGGAUCUAUCAGAGACUCCUUCCUAGGAGGAAGGGCUGUUCAGUGAGUCUUAAAAUAACUGCAACACCAAUGAGAGUACCAGUGGAAUAGAAACGAUUUAGCAAAGAUAAGCUAUG
Molecule: messenger RNA, 5755 nt
Organism: Phyllostomus discolor (pale spear-nosed bat)
Lineage: Eukaryota; Metazoa; Chordata; Mammalia; Chiroptera; Phyllostomidae
Gene: ABCB5
Product: ATP binding cassette subfamily B member 5
Exons: 27
Coding region: 1-3774 (1257 amino acids)
Biological process (GO): transmembrane transport
Cellular component (GO): membrane
Molecular function (GO): ATP binding; ABC-type transporter activity; ATP hydrolysis activity
Source: RefSeq, a predicted model, not a curated record